AUGAGCAAAGAGAGUAAGGAGAAGAGAGACAAGAAAGGAGGCGGGGCAGCCGGAACAAACCAGCAACAACAAGCCCCUCCUACCUCGUCGUCGUCGUCGUCGUCAUCGUCGUCUUCGUCAUCGUCGUCGUCGUCGUCGAGUUCGGUGUCUCCGUCUCACGGCUCGUCGGCGCCCGGCUCGAACAGCAACGGCGUCGGCGGCAACGUGUCGGCCAACAACGUCAAUAUCAACAACAACCUGCAGCAGCUGCAGCAGUCGGAGAACAGUCCGACCACGCCGGCCGCCUCUUCGGGCCCGCCGCUGGCCCUCCAGCAGCCGGCCACGCCCACGUCGUCGUCGAGCACCUCGUCGGCCGUGUCCAAUUCUUCAUGCCCCGAUUCCUCCCCGCCGCCCCUGCAGGCCGACCCGUCUGGCGGCGGGGUACCCGUCAAUCACAAGGAAGACUCUGGUCUCCAGCAACAACAGCAACAGCAACAACAACAACAGGGCGUGUCUUUAGUGAGCAAUGGUGAGAACAAUUCGAGUGACUUGUUGUUGACGCCAGGUGACGUUGUAAACAAUCAUCAACACUCGCCGUCGUCGUCAGUGGUCGGUGGGGCGUCGGGGCCGCCCUUGGCGUCGUCGCCGCAACAGCAACAACAUGGUGGGGGUGGCAUUGGCAAUCAUUUGACUAGCAACGGACCGCCGACUCCGUCUUCAGGUGGUAACGGUGCCGGUUCGAAUCUGCUCGACCUGAAAGGACCCAACAGCAACACGAUGGUCAACGCCAACGGGUCGCUCCUGCCCUCCGGCAUGGAGAGCUUCCUCAACGAUCCCGGACAGGACGCGUUUCAUUUUUCGCCCAUCGAGUCGGUGAAAUCCGGUGGCGGGGAGAUGAUGGGCGGAUCGGGUGCCGAUGGCUCUGGCGGACCGGACGGAGGCAUGUUCGUCAAUCAGCUGUUGAAAAUGGAAGACGGCCUCAGCGGAGCUGAUUUCGGCCAUCUGUCAGAUCCGUGCCAAGGAAACCCGAUGGGCAUGGGAAUGGGCAUGCCCGGCAACGUGAUGAUGGGUGGCGGACCGAUGAUGGGCAACCCCAUGGGCGGCCCGAUGAGCGGACAGAUGGGUGGACCCAUGGGUGGACCUAUGGCGGGACCCAUGUCCGGCAUGGGUGGACCCGUGGACGGCGGCAUGGUGGGCCAAUCGCCCCAGCAGCAGCAACAGCAGCUGUUUCCGCCGCAACAGCAGCAGCAGCAGCCCAUCAAACAGCAGCCGGGCAACAGUACGAUGGAGGCGCAGUACAUGCAACAACAGUCGCAGAUCUUCGUCUUCAGUACCAGCCUGGCCAACAAGGCGGCCGAGGCCGUCCAUCAGGGCCAGUUCCAGACGAUCAUUGCCUUCCACUGUUCCCAACCCGGAACGAAAAAGAUUCUAGAGAAAUAUCCGCCCAAGAAUCCCAACAAUCGGAAUCCGCCCAACUGGAUGCAGCAGCAGCAGAUGCAACAACAACAGCAGCAGCAAAUGCAGCAGAAGCCCAAACAGAUGCAACCGCAUCAGUCGGCCGGGCCCAAUCCUUACUGCCAGUCGAACAUGCCCAUGAAAGGCAUUGGCGGGCAUUUCGGGACGGGUCCCGGGCCAGGACCGGGCCCUGGGAUGAGUCCCAAUCCCGGCAUGGGCGGUGGAGGAGGACCUGGCGGCAUGAGCGGGCCGGCUGAUUUCAAUCAAAUGGGCGGACCCAACUCGAUGGGCGGAUGGAAUCCCGCAAAUGAACCGAUGAUGUCGAACAUGUCGAUGCCCAUGUCGAUGCCCGGUCAGGGCAUGAUGCGCGGGCCACCAGGAUCUCAGCAAGGCAACAUGGGGCCGUACGGUCAGAUGGGCAAUGCGGCCGGAGGUCCAGGCGGGCCUGGCGGUUUAAUGCAGCAGCAACAACAACAGCAGCAGCAACAACAACAGUGUUGCCCGACAGGACCCGGCGGGCCGAACCAUCCGACGGGGAUGGUGCCCUGCGGUCCGGCUAGCGGUGGUGGCCCCGUUCCUUGCUCGUCGGCCGGUCCGAUGAUGGGAAACCCCGGCGGUCCCAUGUGCCCUACCAAAGGUGGGCCCGGCUCGAUGGACGGAUCCAUGGGCCCGAUGGGCGGGCCAGGAUCGGCAGGAGCCAUGAUGGCCGGCAUUCCGGCUGGAAGUCCGAUGGGCAUGGGAGGACCGCCAGGUCCAGGAGGACCCAUGGGCAUGGGCAACGGCGGCGGCCGUCCCGGCGGACCCAUGAUGUCCCAGUCGAUGCAAGCCGGAAACAUGAACAUGCCUCCAGGAGUGAAAAUACCGGACGAGAACUUGACACCUCAACAGCGACAGCACCGAGAGGAACAGCUGGCCACCAUCAGGAAGAUGCAGCAGUUGCUCUUCCCUGAAAAUGCUGGACCCGACGGCGGAAUUGCCGGUGGAAUGAUGGGCCCCGGAUCGAGCGGCAGUCCGUGCCCGACAGGCCCCGGCAAUCAGCAACCGGGCAUGAUGGGCCCCAUGAGCGGCGGUGGACCUGGCGGUCCGCCCGGAAAUCAAGGCGGCAUGAUGAUGAUGGGCCAGCAACAGCAACAACCACCUCACGGCAUGAUGCCCGGCGGACCCGGUCAGAUGAUGAUGGCCGGCGGGCCCAACCCGAUGAUGCAGCAGCAACAACAGCCGCAGCAGCAACAACAACAACCUCCACCUCCUCCGCCACAGCAGACGACGUCGUCCAAACCGCCGGCCAAGAAGAAACGAGGCGGUGCGGCGGCGGCGGCAGCUGCGGCCGCUGCAGCCGCAGCCGCGGCCAAUAACGCGGCCGGAGGAGGAGGUCCAGCACCGGGUGGAAACGGUGGGCCUUCGGGACCUAUGGGCAUGGGUGGCGGCCCGAUGGGUGGGCCACCCAUGGGCGGAAUGAUGCCUAUGAAUAUGCCUCCCGGGAUGGGCAUGCCCGGCCAUCCUCACAUGCACGGCGGACCCAUGCACCCGCAGCAGCAGCAGCAGCAGCAGCAGCAACAACAACAACAAGGUGGGCCGAUGGGACCCGGAGGAGGAAUGGGUCCCGGCUCGAUGGGAAUGCAGAUGGGCAUGGGUGGACCGAUGGGGCCCAUGGGCGGACCAAUGGGCGGCCAGAUGGGCGGCCCGAUGGGAAAUCAAAUGGGAGGACCCAUGGGCGGCGGUCAAAUGGGCGGCCCCAUGGGCAACCAGAUGGGAGGACCCAUGGGCGGAGGCCCAAUGGGUGGACCGAUGAUGAGCGGCCCGAUGAUGAACCAGCACAACAUGGGUCCAAUGGGGCCGAUGGGACCUAUGGGCCCGAUGGGUCCAAUGGGUGGACAUAUGGGCGGCCCUAACAUGAUGCCCAUGAAUAUGCAACCGGGCGGACCUGGAUCUGGUCCUAGUCCGGGCCCUCGAUUACCUCAAGGCGGUCCAGGCAAUAUGAGAAUGCAAGGCCCUCCUCCUCCUUACCACCAAACGCAGCGAUCGGCCAGUGUGCCCGGUUCGAUGACGAGUCCCGGUCCUGGUCCGGGCUCACCGAGCGGCACCGUCGGCCUAUCGAUGCCUUCACCUCGAGCCGCAUCAGGUCUCAAUUCUCCGGCUGACGGCCAACGAGGCGGUUACCAACAGCAACAACAACAGCGGAUACCGUCUGGGCCCAGCCCGUCUUCCUCCAAUCACUUGAACACUCCGCUGGAUUCUCCCAACCCCAACAACAACGGCGGAGGAGGAGGCGGAGGAGGAGGUCGAUCGAUGAACCCCAGUAAUCCCGGUACGCCUUUAGCUGGACCAGGACCACCUCACGUCUCGCCCGGCAUGGGUAACCUCAUCUCUGCUGGACAACCUCAGCCUGAUGGCGUGUCGUUUGGGCGUCAGUUGCAGUCAUUCGCCCAGCAGAAGCAACAACAUGGCGGCCCGCAGCCGAAUAAGCAGCAGCAACAGCAGAACGAGCCCAAUUUAAUGCCCGUUCCGUCGCCGCAGCAAAUCCAGUACCUGAAUGCGUUCGAGGCCCAGGAGCUGACGAUACAAAAGCAGCCAAACACCAGCUUACGGGACACGGACAUUCUCUCGCCUUCGCUUCAAUCUGGGAAUAUGGACGGCAGCGGAUUAGGCUCCUGUCCGGACUCCCAGGGCAAUAACAAUCAAGGCCAGGGCCACAAUCGAGGCAUGUCCGGCCCCAAUACCCCGCUCACGCCGUCUUCCAACGCCAACGAUUCGCUACCGCCUCGCUAUCCAGGCCACAACAACUCUUCUUCGGGUGGUGGUGGUGGAGCCGGCCCUCAAACGCCGCACACGCCCAAUCCUACCAACCCGUUUACCGUGCCCAGUCCCAGUCCGGCAGGCAGUAAUAACCAGUGUCAACAGCAGAGCUCCAAUCAAAACAACAUGGCCGGACCGCACACACCACUCGCUCCGACGGAGAAGGCCCGCUACCCUGGCCCGUCUCCCGGACAGCAGCAACCGCAACAGCAACAAGGCCCCAGGACGCCCGUCAGUACGAGUAUGGAUGGAAGUUCUGGUGGCAUGCCGAGAACGCCAGGCAGCAUCAACAUGGACAUGAUGGGCGGUGGAGGAGGAGGAGGAGGCGGAGGAGGAGGAGGAGGAGGCAAUGGCAAUCGCUAUCCGGGCUCCAGUCCGCAGAUGCCGGGAGGUCCGGCCAGCGUCGGUGCCCCCGGAUUCAACCAGAAUUCAGGAGGUCCCAUGAUGACUGGCCAAGGGCCGGCUUCUUAUCCGACUGGCCCUGGCGGCCCCGGAAUGAAGAUGCCUUCAUCGCCCUUCCCGGACUUGUCAUCGCCGAGGAUGGGCGGAGGUGGAGGAGGAGGUGGCGUUGGCGGUGGUGGAAUGGGCGACAUGAAUUCCAGUGGCAAUUACCCAGGAGCGCCGUCUGACAUGCCGUUGAAUCCGGGCGGAACACCCAACAACGCCAUGGGGCCGUCGCCGAUCUCGUCGGGGCCGGCCAACAACAAGAUGUCGACUCCGUUCGAUCCCAUCUCGUCGAUGGCACAAAUGUCGCAACAACUGACGAGCCAAGUUGGGCCAGGACCGCCCAUGUCUUCGACGCCUCCGCCUUCCAUGAUGAUGAUGGGCGGACCCAACGGAAUGAUGGGACCCGGUGGCAUGAUGGGCGGCAUGGGACCAGGUGGAAUGGGCGGACCCGGCGGACAAAUGAUGGGCCAGUUUAACCCGUCGAUGCACGGCAUGCAGGGCAUGCCUCAACAAAUGGGCGAUCCCAACUCGAUGAUGAUGGGACCUGGAAAUGGUGGACCAGGCGGACCAUCCGGACCCGGAAUGAACAUGCACGGCGGCUACGGACCUGGACAUAACAUGGGCGGCCCUGGUGGUCAAAUGAUGGGACCCGGAGAUCCGUCUAAAGGUGGAAUGAUGAUGGGAGGACCUCCGAGACCGUCGAUAUCACCAGCCGGACCUUUCCCCGGCCCUGGGAUGCAAGGAAUGCAACAACAGCCAGGACCUAAUGGGCCGAUGGGCCCAAUGUCUGGCGGAAUGCCCAGAAUGAUGGGUCCGGGCGGCAGAGCUCCCGGCCCGUCGAGUGGUGGCCCUUUCAACGGAGCCAACGUUCAAGUGAAAGCAAGUGCGCCCAACACGAUCCAGUACCUACCGGCCAGGCCGCAGACGACGGCGCCCAGUCCGAGAGGUCCGCCCAGUUUGGAGUUUCUACAACGAUUCACUGGACCCAUGUCCGGCAACAUGGACGGUGGUGGCGGCGGCGGCGGUGGCAAACCGGGGCCGGGCGGAGGUCAGAAUCAGAUGUUUUUCAACAGCGGCGGAGGCGGUCCAGGCGGACCUCAUUCCGGUAUGGGAGGAAUGCCCAUGAAUAUGGGCGGACCAAACGGACCUGGAAUGGGCCAGCAACCCGGGAUGGGAGGACCGAUGGGCAACAUGAAUAUGGGCGGAAUGGGCCCUGGUGGACCCAUGAACGGCCCUGGAAACGGAGGACCUGGACCCAACGGCCCCGGCAACAUGAUGAACAACCCCAACAACAUGGGCGGCCCGAUGGGUGGAGCUGGUGGAAUGAACGGACCCGGCGGGCCAGGUGGCGGAGGCGGCGGUGUCAUGAGUCCAGGCAACGGCGGAAUGAACGGCCCUUCAGGCGGUGGACCGAUGGGAAUGCAGCAACAAAUGGGCGGCAUGGGAAUGAACAACGGCCCGAUGAUGGGCGGACCGCAAGGGCCGAUGCAAAUGCAAAGGCAUCCAGGACCUGGACCGAUGGGCAUGAGGCCUCAACAGCAACAACAAAUGCAGUACGGAGGUCCGCCGGGCAACCCGAUGGGCAACGAUCAAGGCGGAAUGUACAUGGGCCCUGGUGGCAAUCCCAACAUGGGAGGAGGAAUGGGCGGACCGAUGGGAGGUCCAGGCAACAACCCGAUGAUGAUGGGCGGCGGAGGAGGACCCAAUCCCAACAUGUACAACCCUUCGUCCGGCGGAGGUGGUGGCGGCGGUGGUGGUGGUGGCAAACCGUCAUCCGGUCCGGGAGGCGAUCCCAAUCAAGGCCCGCAGGGCGGAGGUGGAGGAGGAGGCGGUCCAGGCGGUUUCAAGUCUUCUCCCUUUAUGGGCCCGACGACAAACGAUCCCAACUAUGCACAACAGUUCCAUAAUUUCCAGCAGCAGUUGUACGCCACGAAUACGCGGAGUCAGAUGAGCAACAACCAACAGCAACAACAGCAACAGGCCAUGGGAGCUGCCGGCCAGCCGGGCAACUUUUUCGGUCACAAGUGAAGCUGAAAAAAAAAAGUUAAAAGCAAUAAAAAGAAGAGGAAAAAGAAAAAAAAAAAAAGACAAAUGAUGUGUGUGUGAUAGUGAAUGCGAGAGUGUGUGUGUGUGUGCGUGUGUGUGGUGAGAAAUAUCGAGUGCAUGGAUUUUUUUUCAACUGUGGAACUUUUUUUUGACAGAAGACACGGAAGAAAAAAAUAAGCGGCCGGCCAGGUGCUCAAUUGGCUCUUGGCACAAGGUUGCACAUCAUGGCUGGACUCUCUCCGGUUUUUAAGAGAAACAAAAAAAAUAAAAGGAAUCCUUGCAUUUUUUUUUUUUUUCUUUCUUUUUCUUUUGGCUUUUGAACUUCUUCUCCCCACCUUCCUUUAAAAAAAAAACUCCUGUUGUGUACAGUGUUAUCACGUGACUUCUCGUCCACCUUUCGUUCCACCCCAACAUUCAAAAGACGAAACAGAGCGAGCCUGAGAGCCAUCUACCCGCCGACCAAACAACUAAAUCAAGAUUAAAAAAAAAACAAUCAUCGAUCAAGAUCAAGUAAAAAAAAAAAAAAGAAUUAUAACUAUACUUUUAGAUCUUUCUCUUCUUUUUUGUUGCCAUUUUCUUUUCGCGACCCCAUGGUGAAAAUCAUCUGAUGAUUCUACCUCAACGUGAUUUUCGGGGGAGAAAAAAACAACAAAACGAUUCAAUCUUUUUCACUCUACUGUCUCUCUGAGCUCGUCUGUUUCGUAUGUCCAAGAUUUGCAAAAAAAAAAAAAAACAACAACACAACAACGCUCUAUUCUGUAAAAGCCGUUGAGAUGUGCUGCGUUUAAUUAUUCUAAUUUUUUUUUUCACUCCGUCUCUUUUGCAUGGCUAAGAACAAUAAAAAAAAAAACAAUUAUCAAUGACAACUAUAUUGUGUUUUGCGAAUGGAUUGCUUUUGUAUUCUGCUCCUGUUUUUUUUUUUUUGUUGGUUUAUUUUUUUUUUUCUGUGGUCUCUUGGAAAAUGUUUCACUGUCGAAUGACUCGCGUCGUGUAUGUCUCUCCAUUGAUUUCGUUACGUGUCAUAUACAAUAAAUGCGGCUGGAUUAGAAUUUAAACAAAAAAUAAAAUCAUUAAAAAAAAAUAAACAAAAAAAAAAACAGAAAAAAAAAGUUGAGAAAAAAAAGGCCCAACUGUAAUACUGAUGAUGACUCUAAAUUGUACUCUUUUUGUGUGUAUGUGUGUGAGCGAGCACACGAGCGAGCCUGUGAAUAUAUUUUGAGCUCGCUUUGUCUCUCUAUAUCUCCUCUGAUCACAAACGUUAUAAUAAUAAUAAUAAUAAUAUCCUAAAACUUGUUGACAUUGCCCACGUUGCGUAUAGGCUACGUGCUGUGUAUUCAUCCGUCAUUGAUUUUGAACGUGUUUUUUUUGGUUGUUUUAUUCCUGCAAUUUUUUUUUCUCUGUAUUUUUGGUUUUUCUCCGUCUAUCUACAUCUUUGUGCUGCAAACGUGUUUUUUUUUCACUCCCUCUGUCCUCGGCAAAACAAUACAUUGUACAUAGUGGUUUUUAUGAUA
This is a messenger RNA of Daphnia carinata, 8234 nucleotides long. Its product is annotated as collagen alpha-1(III) chain-like. Lineage: Eukaryota; Metazoa; Arthropoda; Branchiopoda; Diplostraca; Daphniidae. Gene Ontology annotation, biological process: protein dephosphorylation. Gene Ontology annotation, cellular component: protein phosphatase type 2A complex. Gene Ontology annotation, molecular function: protein phosphatase regulator activity. The coding region runs from base 1 to 6705 and encodes 2234 amino acids. The transcript is spliced from 10 exons. The record is from RefSeq and is a predicted model, not a curated record.